AUGGAAUCUGCUUGGGAGAUAGCAUUCAUAAGACAAAAAUCAGACGGCAGUCGUCCAGAAAAGCCGUCGUGUGCGUCCCGUUUACAGAGCUCAGGAGAAUAUGGACCCCACGCCUCAACAUCUGGUCUUCUUCCUUCUCCCCCCAAAAUACUGAUUCCCAAGACCUCACCCGCUCCCUCAGCUACGGAGGCUGUUUUACCAUCUUCUAAGUUACAAACUGGAUACAAGAAAAUAGAACAGACUUCAAUAACUUCUCUGGACCACAGCCCUAUGGAUAUGCCUAAUACAGAAACUGCCCCUGUCUGGACUGAUAAUUAUGGACCACAAGGAAAGAAGAUUUCCCUAAAUCCCUCCGUUCGCCUUAAGGCAGAGAAACUGGAAAUGGCUCUAAAUUAUCUCGGUAUUGAGCCCACAAAGGAGCAACACCAAGCCCUGAGACAGCAAGUGCCAGUAGACCCGAAGGGGACAGUGUCUUUUGGAGAUUUUGUCCAGGUUGCCCGAAAUUUGUUUUGCUUGCAGUUGGAUGAAGUAAACGUUGGUGCAUGUGAAAUUUCCAAAAUAUUAGAUUCACAGCUUAUUGCCUGUGAGUCCUUAGAAGCAGCUGACGUGGAAAGGCUUAAGCGUGAAAGAAAUGAUGCCUUGGAACAAGUGAAUGCACUGAAGGAAAAAUUAUUUGAAUCGGAAAGGAAAAGGAAACAGUUGACAGAAGAACUCCAGAAUGUGAAACAAGAAGCCAAAGCAGUCAUGGAAGAAACCAGAGCCCUGCGAAGUCGGAUCCAUCUUGCUGAAGCCGCACAGAGGCAGGCCCAUGGGAUGGAGAUGGACUACGAAGAAGUGAUCCGUCUGCUGGAGGGCGAGAUCACCGAGCUGAAGGCUCAGCUUGCUGAUUAUUCUGACCAAAAUAAAGAAAGUAUCCAGGAGUUAAGAAAGAGAAUCACCGUACUUGACUGCCAACUGCGAAAAUCAGAAAUGGCUCGCAAGACUUUCGAGGCAUCCACUGAGAAGCUUCUUCAUUUUGUAGAGGCUAUUCAAGAAGUAUUUUCUGAUAAUUCUACUCCUUUAUCAACUUUAAGUGACAGAAGAGCUUUGUUGGCCUCUCAGACAUCCCUCACGCUGCCCGGGAGGAGCGGCCGGAACACCCCAGCGACCUUGGCCCUGGAGUCUAAGGAACUUGUUAAGUCUGUUCGUGCCAUACUUGAUAUGGACUGUCUACCUUACGGAUGGGAGGAAGCUUACACAGCAGAUGGAAUCAAGUACUUCAUCAAUCACGUGACACAGACCACGUCCUGGAUGCAUCCCGUGGCGAGCGCGCUGAGCCUGUCCUGCUCCGAGGAGACCGCGGAGGACUGCGCCAGGGACGGCCCCGACCCGAAGAGCUGACCGUCCUCUGCAGGAAGCCGAGCGCCGUGGCCUCCCCAGCUCAGGCUCUGGGCCGGCCCGAGCCGCAGCCGUCUAAAAUAGGAGUGAACACACACUGCGUGUUGAAGUUGUGAAAUAGGGAAUCUGGACUCAGGCUAUUUUUUUAAACUCUUUGCUAUAACUCUACACAUUUACAAGGUCAGUUGCCACUACGGUAGUUCUUUUAAGAAUAACCUAGUCCGAUUUUUUUAAAAUCAUACACAAUUAGAUUUUUCUAUUAUGUAUCCUUUUUUAUAUCUAACGAGACCUUUGUAAUCUCACAUACUGCUCUUUAUGGAGUAUCUGGUACCAUGAGUUAUAGAAUUAAGACGUAGGUUAGACAGUGAUAUGAACGUAGUGAAAUACUUCAUUUACUUGGUAAUUCACUAACCUUUUGUAUUUGUAUCUUAGGAAUGCGACUUAGGCAAGCUUUUGGGUUGUUGUG
Miniopterus natalensis is the source of this 1843-nucleotide messenger RNA. Lineage: Eukaryota; Metazoa; Chordata; Mammalia; Chiroptera; Miniopteridae. The record is from RefSeq and is a predicted model, not a curated record.